Messenger RNA from Papaver somniferum (opium poppy), 2510 nucleotides. RefSeq names its product serine/threonine-protein kinase haspin homolog. The coding region runs from base 389 to 2236 and encodes 615 amino acids. The transcript has 15 exons. The record is from RefSeq and is a predicted model, not a curated record. Lineage: Eukaryota; Viridiplantae; Streptophyta; Magnoliopsida; Ranunculales; Papaveraceae. Gene Ontology annotation, molecular function: histone H3T3 kinase activity; ATP binding. Gene Ontology annotation, biological process: mitotic cell cycle; protein phosphorylation; intracellular signal transduction. Gene Ontology annotation, cellular component: nucleus; cytoplasm.
UUAUCCGUGACUGUUAAUAGAACUUCUCUGCAAGUUCUCACAUUUUCUACUUACCAACAGAUUUAAUCAACAAUUACACAAAAUUUAUAUCUCACAUUCUAACUCUCCAGGGCAAUCAAUAUAUCAAAGUGUCCUGAUCUUGGCCAAGACAAGACCCAAAUCCAAACAUUCAGUACAUUUCUAUCGUAUGUUCUCACGUGGUUCGAAAAUAGCUCACCUAAAAAGGACCUCCAUGACAGGUCUGCCGUGAAAACCUAAUCUUCCAAUAUUUAUGACUACGUCCCGCCCAAAAUGGUUUGAAAAUCGCCCUCACUCUCUUAAAUCAUAGUAUGACUUCUGACGUUUCAGUAUCCGUUGGCCCAACUCGCUCUCUCUCGUCGUCUGUGCAAUGGGCACCAAUGGCGUCGUUGAUAUCUGGUCAGAAAUUGCUUCAACUACUAUAAAUGAAGAAGAAACACCACAACAACAACCAGAAGUUGCAGUAAUUUACAGAAGAAGAAGAGAAAGAAGUACUGAUAACGACAGUCACGAAAUAAGAGGGGUUUUCCCACAAAAGCAUAAUCGCUUGAAUUUGGCAGCUCGGAAGAUCAGUUGGAACCGUUCCCUUUCCAUCAGAGGAAGAACUAGUAUUGCCAUCUCAUCACCAUGCGUACGUUAUCAACCUCCAUUGAGACAACAAAAGGGAGUCAAAAGGAAACCGCCCAUCCCUAGAAAGAAGAAUGUGAUACCUACAAAUUUUGAAAAGGAAAAGGCAUACUUCCAAGAGGUUGACUCGUUUGAGUUGUUGGAGGAAAGUCCUUCACCUAAAACCUUCUGUACAUGGGAAAUGGGUGCUACCCAAAGUGAUUACUUAGUUUUACCGAAAUUAAACACCAGAUUGGGCAAAUGGCUAGUCGCAAAGAAUCUGAAUUUCAGUUGUGGACCUUCUAGCACGUUAACUAAUAUAUUGAAGACUCCGACGAUGCCAUUGGAGUGUAUCAACAGUGAAGGUCCCAUGAUAUCAGAGGAGAAAACCCCAGAAAGGGUAGCUCGAAGACUCUCCUUGGAUUUGCUUCCUCUACAGACCAGUUCAAGUGUCAUCGACAAGGACUCAGAAAAGAGCAAAGCAGAAGCUUCGACUAUGGUUGAUGAAGGUUGUGAAGAAAUACAAAAGUCAAUUGAAAGGCUUUCUUUGACGCAACGAUUGUCCUUUUUGGAUGAUAAUCAGCAGGAUCCAUUUAUGUCACUGCUAGCAGCUUGCAGGCAGUCCGCUCCUUCCACACUAUUGGACUUGUUCUCUCAGCACUGCGACCCUGGCAGUAUAGAGAAGAUUGGUGAGGGAACAUUUGGAGAAGCCUUCAUGGCUGGUGGGAGAGUCUGCAAAAUAGUGCCGAUCGACGGUGAUUUUAAAGUGAAUGGGGAAGUACAAAAGAGAUCCUCAGAAUUGCUGGAGGAGGUAUUGCUUUCCUGGGCUCUGAACAGUUUAAAAGGUCAAGAAGGCGAUUUAGAUAACACAUGCACAACCUUCAUAGAAACAAUAGAUGUACGAGUUUGUCAAGGUGUAUAUGAUGCUUCCCUCAUAAAAGCAUGGGAUGAUUGGGAUGUAACAAAUAAAUCAGCAAACGACCACCCUAAAGAAUUUCCAGAAGAACAGUGCUAUCUUGUUUUUGUCCUAGCGCAUGGUGGUAAAGACCUUGAAAGCUUUGUGCUCUCGGAUUUUGAAGAAGCCCAGAGCUUAUUGGUUCAGGUUGCAGCUGCCUUAGCUGUGGCAGAAGCUGCUUAUGAAUUUGAACAUCGAGAUCUCCACUGGGGAAAUAUCCUUUUAACUCAUACGCAAGCUGAAAGUAAAAAAUUUGUUCUCGAGGGAAGACAAAUGUGGGCAAGAACGUUUGGAUUGUCAGUAUCAAUAAUUGAUUUCACCCUUUCCAGAAUCAAUACCGGAGAAGCAAUACAUUAUCUUGACCUAUCUAACGAUCCAGAUCUGUUCAAGGGUCCUAAAGGUUGUAAGCAGUCAGAAACAUAUAGGCAGAUGAGGGAGGUUACUGAAGAGUGCUGGGAAGGAAGCUUCCCCAAGACGAAUGUGUUAUGGCUGCAAUACCUGGUUGACAUUUUGCUGCUGAAGAAAUCAUUUAGUCGAACUAAAAAUGAUGAAAGGGAUCUACGUUCACUGAAGAAACGACUAGGCACUUGCUGUUCUGCGAAAGAAGCAAUAGCUGAUUCAUCCUUCAGCAGCUUGUUGCUUGACCAUGACAUUUAACUGACACAAAUAGGACGAAGAAACCAAAUAUUAACUCAUCGACAGUAUUUAUCACCCUAACUGUUGUAAAUAAACUGUGUUUUGAUACUCUCACCGGAUGAAAACAUGGUGGCCAUGCUGUACAUGCCAAUCUGCAGGAUUUUUUUUAGAGCUCCCAUGUUAACUACUGGAAUAACUUAUUCCAUGUAGUUAGACCACAGCACAGCAGCCGUUUGGUGAGAGGAAAAAGAUUGUAAUUUUGGUUAAUAAUGUACUUGCUAAAUUGAUUGUUUCA